This is a messenger RNA of Cuscuta epithymum, 5760 nucleotides long. NCBI's taxonomy places the organism in Eukaryota, Viridiplantae, Streptophyta, Magnoliopsida, Solanales, Convolvulaceae. The record is from the annotation of a GenBank genome assembly.
UUAUAACUCAUAAGCCCCGCAAUCGUAGUGGCCGAAAUCUAUUAUCUAUUAUAAUCUAAAAGCAAAAUGUUUUGGAUGGAAAGCUUCCCGCUUGAAACUGUCGCUGUCUGAAGUGAGUCAUUCGUUUGAUCUAAUUUAUGUGCUAAAAAAUUAUAAAAUAAAAAACUGUCCUGAAACCGAGCUUCAAUGCUGUCCUGAAAUUGAUUUUGCGUGUGAUUUCAUACAAUGAAGACACUGUUGGGUUUUGAAAUCUUAGCAAACAGUGUUCCCUCCGAGUGCUUCAAUUGUUGCCAUUGGUGGGAUUUUAGGUGGGAAUAGUGAUUCUGACAGCUUUGACAGUGUUCUCUUUCUUUAUCCUUUUUCUAUUGGUGGAAUCUGAGGUGCAAACAGUGAUUGAGAUGUAAUACCAAGCUAUUUUCAACUAUAAAAUCAGGAAUCAUGUUCUUCAAUCCUCACAAUCCUUGGCAUCAACCAGAUCGCACCAAAAACAAAACCAAAGCUCUAUCGAAAAUGUUGGUAUGUGGUCUUUAUAGCUGACUGAAUUUUCUGUAGAUUUUCUUUAUAUCAUGUAAAUGUCACAUUUGAUGAGUUUAUUUUGAUCCCAAGUGUUGGGCAUAAUGCAGAUCAAAGAUUAGGUUAAUGCAGUGAUCAAAGAUUAUAUUUAGCUGUUCAAAAAACUGAAUACAAGUUGGUUGAUCAGAAAUUGUUGAUUUCGAUGUAGGUAUUUGAAAAAAUCCUGGAAAUAUUUUAUAUUUCAUGGAUGUAGUAAAAUAAAAAAUUUAUGUUCAACCCAACAGAUUAUCUAAUGAAGGUAAUUGAAGUAAUUGCUGAUUUGGAACUUUUUAGGAUAGAUCACACACACAUUUCGAAAUUUUUAGGAUAUAUAGCCUCACACACACAUACUCUCUCACACAAACAUAAAUAAAUUUAAAAGUUAGGAUGACAGAUGAAUGAACAUACCUGGAAUCUGAGUUCGUGCACCACAUCUCUUAUAUCUAACAUAUAUCGAUCUAACUAUUACAAUUACAAUUACAAUAUUUACAAAAAUGAACCUCAAAUGUACAUAACCCACAAAUACAUGUUCAGGGAGUACAAUGUUACAAGAACUGAUGAUCUCAAUUCCUGCAUGUUACAAAGUCUAGCAACUUUUGGAAUUUAAAAAGUUAAACAAUUAAUAUCAUGUGCAAGUUAUCCAAUAGACCCUUUUCGGAUACAUGUGUUCUUACCUUAAUCAUUGUGUUACUUGAUGUAAAAGGGGGUAGACAGAGUGAGUGUAGGGGAAUUUCAUUUUAACCAGAUGUAACCAAGAUGUAACCAAAACAGAACUCUUUCAAAAAUUAGUCAACAAAUAUUAGUUAACUGGACAAAUAACAAACUUACGAGUUAACAGUUUCAAAAAUGGUUCUUCCAGGUUUAAUGUGAAGAAAAUUUGCCAUUUUUAUGGAGUGUGGUUGAUCUUUGUGAAUUGUAUAGUUGUUUACAGAAAUAUGUGUUUUAAUUCUUAUCUUGAUGUGUCUAGGAAAUAAUCAUUAUGCAUUUUAUGAGGAAUUAGUGUGCAAUAUUACCAUUCCUUUGGAAUAACCAAGCAUUUGCACUUCCAUCAUGCAGCUUUCCUAAUCACAAAGUUAAUAAGGGAGUGUUUGCAACUGCUUCUGCUUAAAAAAAAGCACUUUUGGAGAUGUAAGGAAAAAGUGAUUAGUAGGAAAAGUUGAUAGUGUUUGAGAAAAAAGUGAUUUUGAAAAGUAAAAGUUGAUAGUGUUUGGUAAAAUAAGUGUUUUUUGUGUAAUAGAAAGGGGAAAAGCACUUUUCACACGCAAGCCGAGAAAAAGUAAAAAUUGGUAGUGUUUGGUAAAUAAGUGCUUUUUAAAGCCAAAAGCUGAGAAGUGCUUUUUUUAAGUGAUUGCAAACACUCCCUAAGUUUACCAGUUCCGGGUUAUUUCACAAAUUAAAAAAAUGAAGUUUUAGAAUAUGGGUGUCACCUGCGCAGUUCUCUGUAAUGUAGUCUUCAUUCAUCUGAUAGGCCCCAUUUCCUCCCAUGUGAUUGUAAAAAUGAAAUCAUAAAUGAAAAGGUUGAAAAAUCUUAGGGGAUUUAAUAGAAAAAAUAAAUAAAUUCUUACCUUUGGAUGCGCUACUCAAUCUCCCGUUCAUUGUUGGAUCUUUACAUCCUUCCUGCACAUGCAUGGUUCCUUAAAUGUUGAUAUGGGAUCCAUAGUAAUUUGUUGUUUUCUGUUUGAAUAGUUUGUAUAAGUAGUGUGUAUUACCUCGAAUGUCCGUUUUGAUUCAUCCGAUAGAAAUUGGGUACCAGAUACUUUGAAGUAGAGACGUAGAGUUGUGGAGAUUGAAGGUUUGAGAUAAAAAAUGGAGUGGGAAGAUAAGGUUGUGUUUGGGUUAUUAUUCCUGUGAGGGUAUGCUGUUCGAAACAAUGAGUGUGGGAGUGUGGGGUUGGUGUGUUGUUCAAAAUAAAUGAUGUUAGGUAGUAACAUUUGGUUUGAUAUGCAUGCCACGUUGCAAGUUAUUAGUGACAGAUGUCAAAAUCAUACGGAGUAAUAUUUAAAAAAACAGUUCAUACGUGUAAAUUUAUCUGAUGAGGGGUAUGUGUUUCAAACAAAAAAAUAUGUUUUCCCAUAAGAUUUUUCGUAUGGGCCAUUCUCGAAUAUACGAGUAAAAUAACAAAUUUUGAUAAGUACAGUUGCUUAAAAUAAUCUGAAAAAAAUAAAUAACCAAAAAAAGAUUGUACAUGUGUGAAUAAUAUAUAUUUAAUACUCCGUACGUAAUAUGCGUUUUUUUAAACAUAUAAACAUGCCUUUAAAACUGUAACAAUAACAAUGUUUUUCAAAAAGUGAUUUAAGUUUCGUUAAAAAAAAGCGAUUUAAGUUAGUUUAUUCAACAAAUGGUCGAGAAGUAUUAAACAUUGUCAGAAGUUUGGCAAUUAAAAAUAUUCACUCUAUAUUACGGAGUACAUAGUAUUAAUUAUCUACAAAUAGUUAAUCACGUCCAUUGCCUUAUUUUCAAUUAAAAAUAAAUUAUUUUUUAAUGAAAGUAAAAAUAACCUAGGUUAAAAGCAUAUAUAAAUCUAUCAUGUAUUAUCUUUAACCAUUUGUGUCAGUUUUUACAUCUUAUUCAAUUUUGAAUGAAUAUUUUUCAAAAAAUGCUUCGGUAACAGAGUAAAACUUCGAUUACAAUAUACCGAGUAUGAUAAAGAUAUGUUCCUAAUAUUGUAGUAAUAAUGACCAGUUUGUCUUAAAUUAACAACGCAAAUCAGAAAAUGAUAAAAGUAUCGGACCAUAUCCAGUGAUCUUGCAGAUCUGUAGGAUUUGAAUGUUGUUUUUUGUAAUAAAAAAAAUUAUUUUAGGUGUUUGUUCAUCUCAAAAACUAUAUUCGAAGUGUGGUGCGGUGUAGUGGAGGGAUAGAGAGUUUACCGCUGUUGUCCCGGACGACCGUUAGGUUGUGGCUGGAGGCUGAAAUCUCGCCGGACAUGUGCGGUAGAAGGUGAGAACAAGGAUUCCUUCAGCCGUCAGUGUGAUGGAGUUCCGCUGAGAUAUGUGUCGGCGAAGAAUGGGGUUCCGCUGAGAUCUGUGCCGGCUAAGAACUGGGAGGGUUUCUAUGAAGAAGGAAUGCUACUCCGUGCGUUACUUUGACAAGGUUCCAUUUGAUGGGCAUUUCUGUUCAACAAUUCCCAUGCUACUAUGGGCUGGCCCAUCCAUAUAUAAUUUUUUGUGUUGCACUUAAAGUUUGGGUGAUGCCCAAAAAUAAAUACUCCGUAAUUGGGUACUUUUGUUGGGUUGUAGAUAAUACGGAGUACACCCAGUAACUAUUGAUUUUGUGCUAUGUUUAAAAAACCCGACCUGGAAAACCGACAAAAUCGGGUAAACCAGGUUUUUGUUGCUUUUUUCUAGGAAAAAAGUUUCUUUUUUAAAAUUUAAAGCAAUUUUAACCAAUAAAAUUCUAAUUUCAACACCCAAAGGGAAAAUGCAAUAUAUUUACAUACUACUUAUUUGUUAAGAAUAAAAAUAGAUUGAAAAUGUAGAAUACAAACAACAAAUACAGAGUCUCAUCAUUUGUUUUAAUAUAUAUGAUUAAAAUGAUAUUUGGAAUAUUAUGAGACUGUUUUAACUUUUAAAUGCUUAGUAAGUAUUAUCAUUUGUUGGUUAUUAUGAAAUAACUACUUUCUACUUUAAUUUUGUAUACAAUUAUAUGUUUAUUACGAUGUGUCCUUCUAUGGUUGGCCAGUCUUAUAGAGUUGACUGGGUUGACCCAACCAAGUCUGUGUUGACCCGUGACCGUUCAUGUGCUCGGCUCGCUCCCCAGUCCCAUUUCUUUUACAGAGAUUUUGUGUAGUAGUUAGGGACAAUGAAUUUAAAUAAAUCAACUUUCGUCAGUGUACUAAUAUUGUGCAUUUUCCAAAUAUAACUGAAUUGGUGGGAAACAAAGAGUGAGUGCAAAUGAAUUUAUUGAUAUUGGAUGGUUCACUCACUCUUUAUUAUGGAUAUAAUAAUGUGAUUGUCACUUGAUGUGAAAAUUCAACAUAAGCUAUAUGACUAAAGUUCAUAUUGGAUGGUUCACUCGCCCUUUAAAUUUCACCAAUCGAGCAUCGCACUGGAGUUGUAUUUAUUUUCGAAUUAAGAACUACUAUAGAUUCUACCUAUUUAAUGUGAUUCGAAAGUUAUUGUGCUUAAAUAAUAUCAUUACUUUUCAGAUAUGGACUCAACUAACAUUUUCUCACAAAUUCAUAUUUGAGUAUUGUUUAAUAAUGUCAUAACACACUUUCACAUAUUUGCACCCCCCUGAUUUGCCAAUUUACCCGGGCAAUUCGUGUAAGAAAUGCAAUUCGUUUAAAUGCAUUGCCACAAUAUUACUUUAGAUGUUUAUACUUACACUUAUUUUAGUCUCAAACCAAACCAAACUUAAACAAACCAAACCAGUCUAUACUUGGAUAUUAGAAAUAGUAGAAGCUCCUAUUUGAACAUUUUCCCACAAAUUUAGAUUCGAGUAUAAUUCAAGAAUGACAUAACACAUUUUCACAUAUUUUACUCCCUUAUUUUAUCUAUGUAGAGAGACAAUCCGUCUAAAAAUACAAUUCGUGUAAAUUUAUAGUCACCUUAUUACUUAGUCAUUAUAAAUAAUCUACCUUCAAUUAAUUUAGAUAAACUUUUGAAAGUGAAAACAAUGGCAAAAUCAUUUGCGCAUCGCAAGGUGAGUUACUAGCAAAACAUUUUACUAAAAGAAAUGAUUUUGACAUAAGUUGGUGUGAGCUAAAAUGUAUUGAUUCCUAAGCAUUCCUAUUAACAACUUCAAAUGCUAACUGUGCGAUGCACGGUCAGUCGAUGAGAUACAGAUGUACUAUGACUGUAGAUACGUUUCUGCGUGCGAGGCUGUUUGGCGCAUAUUUGAGUUUGAAAUUCAAUAUAACACCCCAGAAGUUGAACCUAAGAGCUUCCAUUUGCCGGAAGAACUAAGUGUUGUCUUUCGCGAUGUUCAGCCUCUGGAUUCAGUGGUUCAGGCAUGUUCAGUUAAGGACAACAUGUUCACAGCAUGGAUGGAGGCCAAUGAGAAGUACCCGGAAGUAAUGUUUUUGUAUUGCGAUUUCAAUGGAUAUUUACAAUGUUAUGAUUUCAACGUGUUUGUUGGAUGUUUUUGAUAUUUUAAGUAAUGCUUGUUAAUCUCAUUUUGAUCAUAAUAUUAUAAGUGUGUUUCGAUUAAUGUUUUGAUGUAUAUUAGUAUUACAUGAAGAUAGAUGUUGUCAUCUAACUGAUAGUGUGA